This is a messenger RNA of Anopheles stephensi (Asian malaria mosquito), 1243 nucleotides long. RefSeq names its product 27 kDa hemolymph protein-like. The record is from RefSeq and is a predicted model, not a curated record. Lineage: Eukaryota; Metazoa; Arthropoda; Insecta; Diptera; Culicidae. The coding region runs from base 355 to 1125 and encodes 256 amino acids. The transcript has 5 exons.
CAUCCUCACCCCAAUCUGAAGAGGAUGCAGAUCAUCUAGUUGAGUGGCUUGCGCUCCGGGAUCGAGAGGGAUAGAACGCGUCUUUCCACAGUGCCCAUCGUUCGCUGUGAUCGCCCGUGGGCCGGCAGAGCUCAUAUCAGUUUAUUAUUACGAUUAGCGGUGUGUCGUGUUCGGAGCGCAAGCCGAUGGACCCGAAGAUCACGACCCUUGCAACGAAAUCGAACGGCGACUUAUAAAAGCCAAUACGGGUUGCGAUUAAUUCAUUGUCCGUUGACGGUUUCGGUCGGUUCGGUGCUUCUUUUCGCUACAGACAGUGUGUAUGAGUGUGGUUUAGUGCUUUCAGCUGAUUCGAAAAUGUUUUCCGGAAAGUUGUUAUGCUUCGGCGUGCUGGCGUUCGUUGUCGCUGGCACAGCGAUGGCCGACGAGACGAACCAAAUCGAUGUCGACGCCAUUCGGGACCGUCUUCCGGCAAAUCUUCCGAUCCCGUCCAUGGAGGAGGUGGAAAAGAUGCUGCGGGACAAAUGCAAUGCUGCUGGAGCUCCGGCCGAUGCGUACGAUAACGCGAAGGAAGCUGCAAAAACCUUUGUGGAAUGUGGCCAGGGACUGAUCGAUAUUGCGCAGUUCCAGCAGGAGGUAGAAGCCGCCAAACCAACCGGCGACCUGGACACUGUCUUCAACAAAUACUGUCGCAAGCGAUCCACGCUGAUCGAGUGUGUGAACACGCUCGCCAACGCCGUCGAUCCGUGUCUGGAGGCGGAAGAAAAGGUUUUCAAGACGUCCGGGUUAGAUAUCUUCAAGAAUCUGUUGAACUUCGUGUGCCACAAGGACGGUGAUCAGAUUGCACUCUUCAUCGCGGAACAGGGACCGGAAUGCUUCCUGGAGCAAAAGAAUGACUUGAUUGCAUGCGUUAAUGAAACUUUCUCUGGCUACGUACCAGAGACUAGUCUGACCUCCAUCCCCAAGCUGGUCAUAGGACCGAAGCAAUGCGAGGACUUUAACAAGCUGCAAACCUGCAUGGUUCGCGAGCUGGAGCAGUGUGAUGAAUCGACACCGGCCAAUCUGGUGGAAUCGUUGUUCCGAUACGUUCGCAAGGGAUCUCCGUGUGCGAACAAUGCGGGCCGUUAAGAACCGUUGGCACUCGAAGGAAUCGACUCAUUCAUAAGAUCUUUGCGUAAGGUACGUUUCAAGAGUUUUCCCUGUUGUUAUAAAAAUAAAAGGUUGCAGCAGAAAGCAAAAGGCAAGA